Molecule: messenger RNA, 456 nt
Organism: Drosophila simulans
Lineage: Eukaryota; Metazoa; Arthropoda; Insecta; Diptera; Drosophilidae
Exons: 2
Coding region: 98-343 (81 amino acids)
Source: RefSeq, a predicted model, not a curated record
GUUCAAAGCAAACGAUUUACCAAGACUUUCGUGUCACAGUGUGUAGAAGUGUAUAAACGUUAGCAAAGUCUCUGUGUCUCGAUUUCGGUCAAACAAAAUGCCCCGUCGGGUACUGGAAACCUACGGAUUUGAACCAGCCAAGCAGCCAUGUCUUCGCAAGUCAAAAUUGGAACCCAAAGGUAAAUGCGGCGCUGCCAUCAAGAAACAGCCGAAGGAGCAACCUGUUGAGCAGAAGAACCCGCUGCACUUCCUCCACCAGAAUACAGAUGGGCAACUCGUCGUGCAUUGGACUCGUAUUAGUGGAAGUACUCAGUCUCCAAUCAAGUUGUUGCCUCCUUGGUAGUUGUGUGUAUCGCGCAUAAGUAUUCUGUUUACCAUGCUCUCUCGCAAUCAUGGUCGUAUUAACAAAAGUAUUGAUAAUAUUUGCAAGUCCAAAAUUAAAAACAAAAGCAUAGA